AGAGAAGUAAAUAAGACUGGUCAGACAAUUCACUAUGAAGAUUACUUAUCUAGUUUUUGUUCUUGGUCUGCUUUGUACCGUUGCCUAUGCAGCCACAAUUCCCGACGAAGAAAAGCUCAAUGAUGGGACUUUAAACGAAUCUGACGAAGAAACGUCCCCAGAAAAAAGCAUGGAAAAGGAACUACAAGAAACUGUUGAUGAAGAUGACCUGUUGGAAGAUGAGGUCGACGAGGAAGCUAAUCCAGAUCUAGAAAAACGUUCACCUUAUCGUUACCGUCGCAGGCGUUAUUCCGGUCGCCGCCGUGUUUAUUACGGUCGCCGCCGUCGUUAUUACGGUCGUCGCCGAGGAUAUUACGGUCGCCGCCGUCGUUAUUCCAGUCGUCGCCAAGGGUAUUACGGUCUCCGCCGUCGUUAUUUCGGUCGUCGCCGUCGUUACUCCAGUCGCAGAUACAGCUACUAG
Molecule: messenger RNA, 460 nt
Organism: Xenia sp. Carnegie-2017
Lineage: Eukaryota; Metazoa; Cnidaria; Anthozoa; Malacalcyonacea; Xeniidae
Exons: 3
Coding region: 35-460 (141 amino acids)
Source: RefSeq, a predicted model, not a curated record